AUGUCUGCAGCCACGCGCGUAGCUAAUAAACGGUUUGAAACUUGUACUUCCAGUCUUCUUUCUACUGCCUCAAUAUCCUUCCCACCUCGGCAAGUCGUUGCCCAAGAAGACAUUCACGAGUCUUUACAAGACUUGGUUGGUCUGGUGAAUGAGACCUGGACCGAGUCUGUCAGCAAGCUGUCGCAAUUAAAGAGUCCUUCAGAAGGUAGCAAGAUUACACAGCCGAUGUGGGAUUUACUCCACGGUGGUUACCUUGACUUUGAGAUUGUGGAGAAUUACCUACAAUUACUUCGGCCUACAAGCCGCCACGUAGAGAUUCUUCCGGCUCGGAUGCUUCGCGGAGAUCAGAACUCCAUUCAUGAAACAGAUGGAAUUGAUCAUCCUGCCGUCAUUCCCCUCUUUUAUGAGAACCAUUGGGCAUUCGCUGUUGCCUAUUCAGAUUGUUUUCAUUGGUACGAUAGCGCGCCUGGUAAUGACAGAAGCGUACCUCUCGUUGGCGGUGCCCGGCCCGUCAUAGAAGGAUGGCAGAGUCCACGUUACAGUGAUCCCGCUGACGCAGGCGUGUUCAUGCUCAUGGGCAUCAAACUUAUAAUGCAGCGCAAACCUCAUCUCAGCCAAGGCGUUGCCGACGAACUCAUAAAACCUUUCCGUGCUGGCGCGUUUGUAGAGCUCCUUUGCCGCAAGGUCAAUCCAUUGCCUACAGAUCUACUCAGUAUCAAUCUGGAGAAAGUUAUAGAAACUGGAGACCUAACCCUCGCCGCCAACCAAAUAAGCCAGGAAGCUGCUUUAGCUUACGGCCUGGAACAGCGACCCUUGAUGGAAGACGGGUUGUUUGUAACAGAACGUGAAGACCAGGUUAUUUCUCCACCAUGUACUGCACUAAAUCCGACUUUAGAACCCAUUCCCCUCAGCAGAAAUCCAAUGCAGCCGCCCGUAACAUACUCUGAGCCUCCCACAGAACCUAGCAGUGCACAGACACAACCCCCGGCCAAUACGUCACGUAAGAGAAGAUCACCGCCUGCUGUUGUAGAUGGCGGCAUAGGUGGGUAUGGAUGCAAUCCUAGUGAUGACCGCAAAGUCAUCUUAGGCAAUCUUUCACACGGUAUGCACUUCAAGCGGUCAGCAAUAGUAUCUUCAGAUGAUGACCCAUUCGUUCUGUGGGCACUUCUCCGGUAUUCGAAGACAAGUGGAAAUCUUCAUCGUCGCUACCACGCCAUCCUAUUCCACAAGAUGAUGGAAGAUGAUGUCCGACGAGAGAAAAUGGCAUCAUCGACACGGAGCAAAGCCUGCAUGAAAAGGGACCUGUGGAGCUGGAAAUUUUGGAAAAGCAUCAGCGAUAUCGGCGUCAAAUAUGGCCUAGGACCUCUUGUCACGCUCUGUGCGUUCAGGAAUGACUUCAGCGGUUAUCGAUUGUCGGAGGAAGCACAGAAACCUCUGAUAAGAACAUUAGAAACUCGAUUACAGAACAAAUCGGACAUGCUGCGCUCAUGGCUCCAAGAGGCGUCCGAAUUGUGCAAGAUUAUACUCGUUGGACCCACACCAGUAUCUCUUUUCAACAUCGACAAAUAUAACUCUCACACGGAGUCCGAGAUAACAGACUAUCAGUAUGAAUUCUACGUGCGUUCAGAACAACAUCGGGGCCCAAGUAGGUAG
Messenger RNA from Fusarium poae, 1653 nucleotides. RefSeq lists its product as uncharacterized. The coding region runs from base 1 to 1653 and encodes 550 amino acids. NCBI's taxonomy places the organism in Eukaryota, Fungi, Ascomycota, Sordariomycetes, Hypocreales, Nectriaceae. The transcript has a single exon. The record is from RefSeq and is a predicted model, not a curated record.